AUGCUUGGUCGACCCGGACGGGAUGGGAGGAUAUCGCCAGGAGCCGCUACAACCGCACGCGCGUUGGCCGGCGUGGGGAAGGAGGAGCUCAGAGCUCACUGGCUCACUGCUCACGCCGCCCCGUUGGUGGCUUCUCCGGCCAAGGCAGGCUUUCCCUGUUUGUGUUGGUGGAAUGUGCUUGCAAUGGAGAUUGAAGAACACACAGCUUCACUUUCAGGAGAGAAUCCCAUCACAAGGCUCCCACCAGAUAUCAUUGAGGGGAUACUUCUCAGGCUUCCCGUAAGCUCUCUACUGAGGCUACGUCGAGUCUGCAAGCAAUGGUGGAACAUGAUCAGCGUCCCUCGCUUCAUCAAAGAGCAUGCCUAUCGUGCACCCAAGCACCUCCUCCUUUACUUGCCUAAAUUGAGUAUAUCUGCAUCCCUCCAUCCCAAGAUUGCCAAACCAUGCCAUGCAACGGUCAUUGAUGAAAAGUGGUCUCCAUCAACAUGGGCUGCAUCACAUAUGGACCCUGAUGAUCACCUCUUUGCAUCAUGCAAUGGCUUGCUUUGCUUCUACAAGACAUACACACUCAAGAUAUCUAACCCUGCAACAGGUCAAUGCCUGCAUCUCUUGAAACCUGAUGGGAUAUUGUUGCAUGACUUCCACUAUCUAUACAGCUUUGGAUUUCAUCCGAUUACUGGAGAAUACAAGCUUGUGCACUUUCUCCGUGAGCCCCAACGCUAUAAAUCAGGACAGCCUUUCCAUUUUGACAUCAUUCAAGUGUACACCCUUGGUGAAGACAAAUGGAGAGCUAUCAAAGCUCCUAUACCAUGCUGCAUGGUGCAUCUUGGAGUUGUAAAUGUGGAUGGAGAGAUGUAUUGGCUAACAGAAGAUGAAGGAACAAGCUGCGGCAUGGCAGUUGUAUCAUUUGAUCUCAGGGAAGAAAUGUUUGCAUUGAUUCAACUUCCAGCAUUGGAAGUGAAAGAGACAGCCUCUUGUGCCACCCCCAAAGUUGCUUACUAUAUGACUGAGAUAGAUGACAAGGUGUGUGUAGUGACUAUGUCAUACCAAAGCCAUGCUCCGAGGUGGCGCCGAUACAACGCAGAGCUUUCAGGUAGGACUGACAUUUGGGCUCUUGAAAGUGACAAGUGGUUCCUGAAAUAUAGCAUCCAGUCACCAUCUCUAUCCCGGUAUGUUCCUCAGCCAUGCUUCAUCCACAGGGAGAAGAUCAUACUGCAGGACCGUGACAGUAAUGUGUGGUACCAUGAUUUGCGAGGCAAGACUGUGCAGAUUGAGCAUGGAGAGGAGGUGAAGCUUUUGCACCUUGGUGACUACAGAUUCUAUGAGACGCAGUCCUAUUUCUACAAGGAGACACUUGCUCCCUUGAGCAUUUAUGCCAGAGCAGCCAUUGUUCGUGCACCGCCUGUGCCUCUUGCUCCUUCAGUUGCUUCAAAUUAG
Miscanthus lutarioriparius is the source of this 1437-nucleotide messenger RNA. The record is from the annotation of a GenBank genome assembly. Lineage: Eukaryota; Viridiplantae; Streptophyta; Magnoliopsida; Poales; Poaceae.